AUGUUUUCUGUUUGCACCCCGAAGCACUUUGCCCGUGCCUGCAACGCAGUUUCCACGACUUCCCACUCCCUCGCUGGGUUUCUCCCCGCGAGACUUUUCAGGGAGGCCACGAAGUCCUUCAACGUCUUUUUUCUCGCGCUCUGUGCUGUGGUUUCGCUCCAAAACCUCACAUCUUUUUCAAGGUCCUGGUAUAUCGUGUGCGUGCUCUUUACAAUUGCCGUUAGCAUCCUUAAGACAGCCGUGCAGGAGCUUAGGAAGUUCUCCCUCGAUCAGGCAGUUAAUAAACAGCAGGUUUUGGCGCUUAGAAAUCGGAAAUUCGCGAAAAUCUCCAGAGAAGAUAUAAAUCCCGGGGACAGGAUACUCCUGCAGGGGGGAAACCCUUUUCCGGUGGACCUGUUUUUGCUGGGGGCAUACGCAGAAGGCCUGGAGAAAGGCUUCCGAGAAGUCUACAUAGAAACCAGCGCAAUAAACGGAGAAAGCGCCCUGAAGGUGAAAAAACCCAUCCUGAAAAUUGGAAAAAAUGGAAAAUUGCUCCAAGAUGAAAUUGAUAAAAUUGAAGAAAUAAUCUGCGAAUAUUCCGAGAUUUACGCUGGAAAUUUGCGCAUUCUCUCCUCAGGACACGCCCAGGAAAAGACGUAUCCGUGCUCAGAUGAAAAUUUCGCCCCGGCUGGUGCCUCUCUUUUCUCGCAGUGCACGGUUUUGGGCCUCGCUUUGCCCACAAAAAAAUCACCCCCCCUGAAAACCCGCAUAAAAGAGUCUCUCUUCAUGGCGGAAGUAGCCAGAUUGGUCACGUACGUUCUGGCUGCAUACGCUGCGCUUUUGCUCGCCUCUUCCGUGGCGUCCGGGUACUUUAUCGGAAAAAGCGAGUGGCUUCUUGGGCCUGCAAAUACAUCCUUUUUGGGUCACGGACUGCGGGCAAUUACAGCGAACAUUCUCAUCUUCAGCAGCCUCGUGCCGCUUUCCCUCUUCGUGACUUUGGAUGGCCUCCGCAUAGCAUACUCCACUUUCAUUCACACUGACCCCGGAAUGAAAGACCCAGAAAACAGCCCAAAGUGCAACUCUCACGGAGUUAUUGAAGACAUUGCCCUGGUCUCGCACGUGCUUUCCGACAAGACAGGAACCCUCACAAUGAACAAAAUGCACUUCGUCGGAGUCCAUUUUCCGCUUGAAAUGUCCCCCUGUUUUUUUGAAGAACCGUUGGAAAAUUUCAGGUUUUCAGGGCCUGAAGAUGCUGAUUUUUCAGGUCUCCAGGACUCCUUUUUUUCAGGAGAGGCGCCUUUUCUUGCAGCACUUACAAUCCUGCUCUGCCACUCCGUGGAUGUCGUCGACGGGAAAUAUAUCGGCAUCUCCCAGGAGGAAGUCUGCAUGCUAGAGCGCCUUAAAAGCGCAGGAUUCCUCCUUGAAGGGAGAACAGAGACUGAAGUCACGCUCUCAGUCCGUGGAAGGCCCAGGAAGUUCCUUGUCCUUGGGAAAAUACCGUUUUCUGCUGCUGUUUCCAGAAUGAGCGUUAUUGUAAUGGGCCUGGGAAGAGUUCUUUUGCUUACAAAAGGCUCCAACGAAGUCGUUACGUGCGAGGGAGCUCCAGAAGUCAGCGGAGAAUUCAGGUCUCUCGCAAUGGCAGCACACGAUAUCUCCGAGAAAGACGUACUCGACUACCUCCAAAAGAGCUUCCACUCUGGAGAGUGCCCAGAAUGCGGACUUUCCCGGGAAGAAGUGGAAAAUUCAGGUUCUAACGGCUGCUCCUGCGAGGGACUCCACGAACUUAUCCAAAUCCUCCGGGAAAACCCCAAAAGAUCCCCCGUAAUUUCCUCCUUUUCAGACCCUGAAGAAGAGGCUUUUUCCGCGUGGAAUUCCCUCCAACUGCCGGUUUCCUUCCUCCUGCACUGCGAAGAAGCCUCUUCCUACGCAGGAACCCUCUACAUUCGGGACCAGCUCCAGCCCCACGCCCAGAAAACAGUCGAAGAAGUCGCCUCCCAAGGCGUUAAACUGUGGAUGCUCACAGGAGACAGGAAAGAAAGCGCCAUUUCCUGCGGAAUUUCCUCAGGAAUGCAGUACAAUCCGUACAAAGUUUUUGCAGGCAGAGAAAUCGUUCAGAUUCUCCUGGAAAAUCCAAAACUUGCAAAAGAGUCUUCCGUCAUCGUCUACAGAUGCUCCCCCGAAGAAAAAGCAGAAAUUGCUCACUCCCUCAGAAAAAUGGGGGAAAUAGUCCUUGCAAUUGGAGACGGGGAAAAUGACAUCGAAAUGAUAAAGGAGGCAGACGUUGGAAUAUGCGUCUGCGGAGUUGAGUCGAGCAAGCCUGCUCUUUCCUCGGAUUUGGUCGUUCCCUCCUUCAAAAGCCUCGGGAGACUCGUCGCUUUCCACGGGCCAAAUGCUUUCGGGAGGCUGAAAAGCGUCUUUCUCUUCUUCGUCUUCAAAAGCAUCUGUGUUUCCGUGUGUCAGUGCACUUACGGGGCAAUCGUGGGAGCUUCAGGGUCGAUGGCGCCUUCCUCCAUCUUCCUCCUUUUCUUCAACUCUCUUCUCACAUCCCCCCUCUCCAUUGAAAUGGGAAUUUUCAGAAGAAAGUGUCUAAAACCGUCUGUUUUUGACGCUUUUUUGCAGGGCGUACUGUACGGGGCAGCUUCUUUUGCGGUUGUUUACAGCAUAUUCGGGCGAAUUGAUGUUUUAGGGGGGAGUGGAGACCUGGCAGGACACAAAAUUGUGAGCUGCUUUUUCUCGCUCUGCCUCUUCAUCUCCACGCUCUGCUACUUCUUCUACUCGGCGGAGUCUUUUGUCUGGUGCUCCUUCUGCGCAGUUGCUGCUUCCGUGCUCUUUUUCGUGCUUUCUCUCGGGCUGGAAAGCGAGUUUUCCGUCUUCUUCAUGCCGGAAUUCUACGUUUGCGCGGUGUACAUGGCAGUUACAGCGAUGCUAGUUGAGAGGACUUGCUGCCUAGUCAGAAGGAAAGACCAGAGGAGGCUUCUGGAGGCCCUGGAGGCAGCAGAUCAUAGGUCCACCGCACAGAAUUUGCUGGAUCUAACGGGUGAUUUCCCCUGA
This is a messenger RNA of Nematocida major, 3030 nucleotides long. Its product is annotated as phospholipid-transporting ATPase. The transcript has a single exon. Gene Ontology annotation, biological process: phospholipid translocation. NCBI's taxonomy places the organism in Eukaryota, Fungi, Microsporidia. The record is from RefSeq and is a predicted model, not a curated record. Bases 1 to 3030 code for a protein of 1009 amino acids. Gene Ontology annotation, molecular function: ATP binding; ATP hydrolysis activity; ATPase-coupled intramembrane lipid carrier activity. Gene Ontology annotation, cellular component: plasma membrane.